AUGGGAAAUAAAUUCAGCUCGCAUGAAAAUCUGAAUCCCCACUUCUCUUUUUCAGCAAUGUUCUCUCAAAGCGGUACAAACACCCCAGUUCCACAAUCAAGAAACGUGCCAGUUCCCAUACAUGACACCAUUGGUGAAUCUAUAACCUGGAUUAAUGAUUGGUUUUCUUUUGAUCAGGACGGACAAGGUGCUAACUCAUUACAAUUGAAAGGAUGGGUCAAGACAAAUCAGAGCCACAAAACUACAUCACACAAGUCGUUUAUCAAUUUAAAUGACCAGAAAUGGCAGUACUUGAAAGAGGUGAAAGAAGAGCAAUCUAUUUAG
Messenger RNA from Lodderomyces orthopsilosis Co 90-125, 324 nucleotides. RefSeq lists its product as uncharacterized. The record is from RefSeq and is a predicted model, not a curated record. The coding region runs from base 1 to 324 and encodes 107 amino acids. Lineage: Eukaryota; Fungi; Ascomycota; Pichiomycetes; Serinales; Debaryomycetaceae. The transcript has a single exon.